AUGAAUUAUCGUCGAUUAGGUGGUGGUGUUGGUGUUAUUAAAGUUCAACAAUAUGAUUCAAUACUUUAUGGUUCAAAUUCAGCAUCUGGUUCAUCAUCAACAUCAUCAGAUGAUAUUCAAAGUCGUUCUCUUUCCAAAAAAAUUAUUUUAUUUUAUUAUUUAAAUAGAAUGAUAAAUAGUCAAACGGGUUCAAAUGAUGAUCAACUCACAUCAUCUGAAAUAAAUAAUGAUUCAUUAAAUGAUAAUAUAGAUAAUCAAAAAGAAGAAUUAUCAUCUAAUAAUAAUAAUGAUUAUGAAAUUUCUGUUACAAAUCCGGUGAAAAAAAUUUUUAUUGAACAAUUGCCAGUUGAUUUUGUUGAACAAGAUUUAUCCGAUUAUUUUUCACAAUUUGGAAUUAUUGAUACAACUGAACUUCCAAUGCAUCGUGAAAAAAGUGUUUGUCGUCCAUUUGGUUUUAUUUCAUUUUCAUCUGAAAAAACAGCUGAAGAAGUACUACGUCAACAACGUCAUUCAAUAAACGGUGCAUCAAUAGAAGUUCGACCAGCUAAACCACGUCCACAUGAACAACAACAAAUUCAAAAGCAUCAACAAUAG
This is a messenger RNA of Rotaria sp. Silwood2, 594 nucleotides long. The record is from the annotation of a GenBank genome assembly. Lineage: Eukaryota; Metazoa; Rotifera; Eurotatoria; Philodinida; Philodinidae.